CUGAAACUAACUGCACAAGCAUUAGAAGUGACUCGAGUCGCCGACAGAAUGCAGACGCGAAAUGGAUACACAUCAGGACCCGCUCUCCGCCGUCAGCGUCCCGUUUGUGCACCAUUUCUUCACGAGAGGAACGGCUUGGUUGAAAUGAAGACAUCAUUCCGAUUCUGAUUCCAGGGUAAAGACGACGUGAACGGCUGAAAUGAGAGCGUGUCUCAGUUAUGGCUUCUUCUGCCUUUUGUCAGCUUCUAUACUUGGUACGUGCCGAGCCCACUUGAAAUCCGGCUGCAAGAUCGAGGCGCUGCGCACCUGCGGUGAAGAGUUCGUUCCAUAUCUGAAUACUCGGCGCAUGCCGGAGACUCCGCAGGAGCUGGCCACGGAAUGCGAAAAAUACAAGAAGCAGAUCGCGUGCACACUUCAUUUCCACCAUGAGUGCACCAGGGGCCGAAGCCAGUCCGUGGCACUUGCAACUGUAGCUGCACUGGGCGAGAACAUAGAAGCCGUUUGCACUCCGGGUUCUGGACCAAACAAAGCGUAUUUGACGGGAGUCAAAUGCAUGAACCACGCCGGUGACAAACUGCACGCCUGCUUUGAUAACUUGAAAAGCGCUGUGCUGAGAGCUGUGUUCAAGGCUCCAGCGAAAGAAGCAAUCCACUACACUUGCUGUGCGUACCACAAUGUAACAGGAGUGCGUGAGCCAGACCCUGGCGACCUGCCACCACGUCGGCGCCAAGGAGUUCCUGCUCGGCGCCAUGGAGCGAGUGGUGGGAACAGGGCUGCGAGCCGCCUGCGCCGUCCACACCAAAGGCUCGGAUGCCUGCAAGGCACUGAAGCCUUUGCCACAACUGGGCGACAAGGAAGUGGCUGUCGACAGCCUUAUCGAACUUCUAGCCGAAGCAGCAUCGACAAUUGGCCGGAGACCCUAGUUAUUUGUGAACAUUUCGCUUUUUUUAUUUUAAAACACACUGCUUAACUUACUAAACCUUACGAAACUUUUUCUACACGGUGAUGCGUCGCUAGCAUAUUCAUUCGUAAUAUCCACCGUCGGUUUUAAUUUGUCUUGUCUCACAUGCAGGGUGCGAAUAAAGGCAUACUCACUAACGCAGCGUAGAGAGAAUGCCAAGAUGAAAAAAAAAAAAACAACGCCACUUAAUUGUUCAGUUUCUUUUUUUUUCGUACUGCCGUUGGUGUUUAUGUGUACAAAUAAUAAUUCACAUACGUUAGGUGCUACGUAAAUAUUUCAUCGUCAACUA
Messenger RNA from Rhipicephalus microplus (southern cattle tick), 1250 nucleotides. RefSeq lists its product as uncharacterized. The record is from RefSeq and is a predicted model, not a curated record. Lineage: Eukaryota; Metazoa; Arthropoda; Arachnida; Ixodida; Ixodidae.